GGCGAUGUCAUGGCGCAAGAUGGCCGCCGGUAUCGGGAAUGGUGUAUCGUAGACAAGGGCGGUAGGAAUUCCGGAAAAUAGGUGUGUCGGUGUUUCAACGUUACGUGUAGGAAAACGCGCCGUUAGGAUGCUGCCCGACCGCGUCGUUGUUGUCGCUGCUAUGGAUUGAACCUCGGAGUAUCGGCGUCGCGCAGUACAGUGUCUGUCGUGUACGAAUCGAUUACUAUGUACUCACGCAAGGAGGACAAGCUCCAUAAGAGCUCUUAGUGCUAGUUUAAGACUCGAAAAGGAAAAUCGUCGGCGAAAAUUGAAGAAUAAAUCAACAUGUGACCGAGAAAUUCAAGAAAAGUCCAAGAAUGAGGUGACACCGGCUUUCUUCUAGGUGUUAACUAUGCUGUGUGAAAAUCAGGCUUCUAGUGGAUAGGCCACCGGAUUGUUGAACAGUAUGAUCGAAAGUCUCGUUACUGAAUUGGAGAAGAGGACGGACAGUGAUAUACCUGGGAUAAAAUAUUAUUGCCAUCUAAUGUUCUCUCUAGUCCCAAAUAUUUUAUAAUGGAUGCAACGUAGUAUUACUACUGUUAGUACUAUUAUUAUUGCUUACGUAGUUGACUUGUUAAAAUUGUUUUCAAAUCAUGAACCAGACUAGAAGAGUUACAAGAAUGAUAGCUUGGAAGAGCAGUUCUGUAUCAAGUUGUUUCUUGCUUUGAUAACUAAACAUUAUUUACAAAAUGGCAUUAAUAAUGUAUAACAGCAUUGAGACAACCAGAAAAACUCGUUAGAAUUUUUAAAGGGAAUACAUAUGGAAGUGUAUUCUCAAAAUUAUGAAAGCAUGAGUUACGCUAUCAUUCAACUGUUUCAAUUUGAAAUUUUCUCGCAUUUCAUGAAAAAUUAAAUAUCUUUGUGAAAAAAAUUGGAAACAAGUUUUUAAAGAUGCAUUUUAGAAAAGAAAGAUAAAGCUUUAAAUUUGUCUUGUAGUUUUGUCGUUAUGAUAUUUUGUUUCUAAAUUACAUAAAAUUGAUAAAAUUUAAGAUUAUUUUUUCAAUAUUUUUUUUUUACUUUAAACACUACAGCUUCAUGACAUUAUCGAACAGAAAUUAACAAAAAAUUCUUUUUAGGUUGACUUUCAAAGCUUUAAAAUGCUUUUAUGAAACAAAUUAAUGCGACAAUUUCAUUCAAUGAUAUUAACUUUCUUGCAUAAAAUUUAUUUUUUACAAAAAUUAAAAUGUUUUUUAAUAUUAAACCAUUUAUAAAACUAAAGUAUUUGUGGAAGAAAGAGAAAAGAGAAAAAUGUUAUAAUGUGCUUGUUUGUAUAAAUUAAAAAAAAAUUUUUUAAAAACUUUAUAUUUAAUCUUUCGUGUUUCAUGCAUGUUGAAAAUUUUAAACAGUAGUGUUUUGUUUUCCUGAAACCUGUUUUGAAGGAAGAAAAUAUUUAACGAGAAGGAAUUAAAAUAGUAUGAAGUUUGAAAAUGUGUGUUUCUAAAGGAAAAAUUUUAAGAUCGGUGAAAAUGUAGAGAUUCAUAACAAAGUGUUUUCAAAACAACAACAAAUUUCUAUAAAGUAAUACUGAGAUUUUGUUUAUGGAAAUAAGAACAAGGGUACGAAAAAAUGUUCAGUGAUCUUGAUGAUGUAUUUUUUUUGAGAUAGAAGAAAAAACAAAUUGCUAUAUUUUCUGUGUUACUGAUUUAUCAUGGUGCUAAAUAAAGCUUAAAAUCAAAAGUUGAUCGAGUGGUUUUACCAAAUGGAGCACAAGAUUAUUUCAACACUUAAGUCUGAUUCAAAGAUGUUUCUAUGCCAUUGAAAUCAGAGAAAUGAAAGAAGGUUAUAUUGAAAAUUAAACUGCGAAUACAGGUGAUUGAGAUUCAGUAAGAAAAAAGAAUUAGCAAACGGCUUUCGAAUUUGAUAUCAUGACAGCGCGCGCAAGCCUCUCUCUCUCUCUCUCUCUCUCUCUCUCUCUCUCUCUCUAACUGAAAAUUGCAAGAUUGAGUGUGUAUACACCAAGUUGAGAUGCGUAUACGAUACGUGGUGAGAAGGCUUUUACUACGGCAAGAUGCACGAGUUCUCUUCACUUGCGCGAUCGGCGAGGUGAAUGCGUCCAGUGAUCGGGAAACGUCGGCUUCACAAUCGCGACGGUGGACGAGCGCUCUCGAUCGAAGCGAGCGCGAUCGUGUAGAAGUUCUCAUCGACGAAGAGGCAGAGAAGCGCGUUUUUACUACGGCUUCAUGUUCGCAGGCACAAACACCUUUGCAUGAUAGUCGAUUUGAUUUAGAGAAACAAUAAUAUUCUGUUGACAUGUGAGAAGACUAAAUAGUAAUAAGUCGAUCGACGAAAAUGUCUAACAUUAUCAGAAGAAAGUGAUAUUUGUUUAGUAAAACCUUGGUGAUUAAUAAUUUUAUAUAAAUUUUUAGUUCACGCGAAUAUUUGUUGAUUUUGACACACAUUUCCAAUUAAAGCUGAAAUACAUAAUAUCACAAAUUAAAUUGAUAAUAUGAACAAUAUCUUAAUAUGACCAAGACAAUAUCCUAAGUGUAUGAACACAUUUAAAUAGCAAGAAUGACUAUACCGAUCGAAAGCAGUUCUUAGUGUUCAAUAAUUUUCUAGGUGAAUUUAUAAACAUUUACAAGUUUCCCCAAACUGCGCGCCGCAUAUUUGCCGGACUUAAAACAGUUUUUCAGGAAGAACUUGGAAAUGUAAUAUCACAAAAAUUAAAUUGCAACUCAAUAAUUUAAUAAGUUUGAUACUUAUAAGCAUCUCUACUAUCCUCUCCUCUCCUCUCCCUCCCUUAUUCCAAAAAGUGUAAAGAAAUUUAUUGCAAAAAGUAUUACCUCGGCCAAGGUUUGAAACUGGAUCCCUCAGCAUUCCAUACAGAUCUAUUAAAUUGAUAAGUAAUUUAAUAAUAGAGAAAGAUCAAUGUCAAAUUAUUUUCAGACUAUAUUUCUUAAACAAAAACUGAACAUUGCAAAUAGAAAUUUAAAUUAAAAAGUGUUCUCGGUCAGAUGGUAUGGCAAUUUUUAUGGUAUUAUUUUGUAUUUUGCAAUAAUUAAUGUUUUCAUAUAAUCAAAAAUGAGUGUUUAAGAAAUUGGGCGCUAAAACUGUCAUAGUAGGCAAUAAUUGUAGAAGGCAAUAAUUUAGAUAUAAUCUGAUAUUAUGCAGAAGUUAGUUAUGAAAUAAACUAAUAAAAUAUAUUUCUGUGUAUUAAAUAACAUUAUAUAAAAUUAAAACAUUAAAAUUGAACUGUUUUAACUGUUUUAAUAAAAGCAGUUUAAAUACCGAAAAAUAAAAAUAAACAAUUUAUUUAAAAGAUAGAUAAUUUAUCAAAAAGAAAAUUUAUAUGCCAUUUGUCCAAUGUGCACUGACACAUUUAAAUUAUGAUUAGUCUCGUUAAUAGAGAAGUGUAUUUACAUUUUACAUUGAUUUUGUAUAAAUCUGCAAAACAAGUUUAGGAAGUUACACUUUUUUUCAAAAAUUUAAACAGAAAAACGUGGAAAUGGUAGUUACUUUAUUAUUAAAGAACAUUUAUCCGCUAGAUAUAAUUUUUAACAAAAUAAAUAGUAGGUUAAAAAAUUUUAACAUUAAGUAUUAAACUUGACUAACAAUACAAAAAAUUCAUGGUGACAACGAAUCAGUUUAUGCGGAAAAACAAAUAACAAUUCCAAUACAUGAAAAGUGUUUCAGAAUUAGUCAGCUAUGAAUAAAUAAGAAUUUAUUGUUACUAUAGAUGUUUAAAUAAACUCGGUAGACAAAAUAUAAAAGAAUAGAAAAACUUCCACAUCUAACAAUAAUGUAAUAUAUAAAAUAUGUUACAAGAACUAAAACAUUAUGUGUAGACCAAACAAGAAGAAAAUUAAAAAUAAGAUUAAAAGAAAUAAAUAAUAUCAGAUAUAAACAAUAUCAAACAAAAUUUCUCAAAACACUCAUCUCACAAGGGAUCCACUUUGUAUAUAUCCAUUAUAUAUCAAUAGUAAGUUUCUAUUUGUUAAAGUACCUCUUAAAUGUAUUCUUGUUGCUCUAUAAGUAAAUAAAAUAACCGAAUCCGGAGAUAUUAGAAUAUUUAAAAAUUCUUAAGUCUAACAAUAAGACAAAAAUGUUUCAUAUAAAUUAUUAGGGCGAAAAAAAUGCUGACCUUGACUAAUUUAAGAUGUCUUUAAGGUUAGGUCAAGACCUCACUUCUUGACCUGUCGAUCAUUAGCGAUGCCGUGUUCCCCCCCCCUUUUUUUUUUAAGAAACGUUCUCAGACUUGUUUGAUUUGCUGAAUAUUUUUGUAACGAUCUGUUUAACUUAAUCUCGGCGUCUCUGAAGUUUUGCUAACAAACCGGUGUAGGAAUUUAUCAUUAUCUUUCAAUCUCUUUUUUUUGCUUUUCAAUUGAUAAAGCAAUUUUUAAAAAAUAAUCGAAAUAAUGUAAAGUAGAUUGAGGUGAAUUGGAUUAAUUUUUUUUCAUAAGUAAAAAAAUAAAAAAAUAAUUUUGUUAUUAAGUUUUAUUAUAAAUUUUUAAUUUUUACACCUUUGGCUUGAGUUUUAUGUAAUAAAAUCGUACAUAAAUAUGGAAAUUUCUUAUUGCGAAACAAAAAAAUUUAGAAAAUGAAAUUGUCGAUUCGCUCCAACAUCGGGCGUAAAGCGGAUCACCAGUUUAAAAGAAAUAAAAAUAAAUGAAUAACUUUGAAAUAAGCUAUUAAGCCUCUUUGUUACAAACUUGCAAAAUUGGGAUUGUGAUUUUAUAUGAUAAACAUUUCUUCGCGCACUCACGAUCUCUGUGUUUUUUGACUGACGCAAUACAGAAUUGUUGUUUAUUGUUUUCGCUGCAAAGGGAGCAUGCGAAAGAAACUGACAUGAUAAAUAGAUCGUAUGAAACAAAAAACGAUAACUGUCUUAAAAUUUAUAAUGAUGCGAUUCGUCUCGGUCUACCCUAAUUUUAGCAAGUUUAAUAUUGAUAAGAUUUUUCAUUCACUUAUUAUUUCUUAUACAUUUUAGAUUUCUUAGGAGAAGGUACAUAGUCAAGAUCUUUUUGAUCAUUAAGAGUAACAUCGGAAAGUCCAUAAUCUACAUCUUCGUUUUAAGAGGUACUUUAUCAAAUAAAAACAAAAGACUUACACGUAUUAUUCUACAAGUAGGUUUUUUGCCAAAAAAUAUCUUAAAUUACGGUCAUUUAUUAGAUUAGGACGAUACACAAAUUUCAGAUUCUGUACCUAAAUAUUGCAAAAGAAUGAUUUCUGUAAUGGUACCUAUGAAAAAACAAAUCAAUAGACAAUCUGAAUAAAGAUACUGAAUUGGAUGAUAAUUUUCUCUUAUUUAGUCAUGCUUGAAAGACUUACCAAGAAUUUCUAAACAAAAAAAAAAAAAUGACAGGAUUGAUUAUUUCUUAUUAGCUACAUGUGUAUCACGUUCACCUUACAUAUAUACACAUAUACAUAUAUUUUUUUUACCUGUUACACUUUCACUUAUAUAUAUGACUCCGAACGAAAUAGAUGUGAACAAACGAUCAUACACUUAUCCUGAAUUUUAUUAUAAGUUAUGAAUUUACACAAAUAUUCUAUUUACAUGGCACACAAUUGCGAUGAAAAAAUGAUUUAGCAAUUGCGAUUGCGGAAAUUUAGAACGCGAAGCAUGAGCGAGAAGGGGGAGAAAGAGAAAGGAGAGAAAAGAAAGAAUUGAAAUGCAAGAGAAUGAGGUACUUGAGCUUGAAAGAGAAGAGAGAUGUCAAAGAAGCGCGCUCAGGAAAGAGUAUGUUUGACGUGGAAUACGUACACGGGCGCGCGUACAUACAUGUAUAUAUCUCAUUUUGUGUGAGCCUAUCACACGCUACAAAUAGUGCGUGCAUUAGCGGCGUGUGCGGUAAUUCACCAAUAAUUCUCUCGCAGAUCCAUUAUUUUCGGGGUGUGUGAAUAAUAACGAAGUAGUAUAAUAAUCGACGAUAGCGGUAACCUACAACGUGCAAAAUGUGGAAUAUGAUGUGCGAUGUGAUGCCGACGAUCGCGGAGGACAGUAUGAGCCAGCGGAGCUCGCAAUUCUCCGGCGAAGAUGGGAACAUUGAGCAACUGAUGGUGCAAAUGUUGGAUGAGCGUGACAAGAUGAUGGAGUCGAUGCGCGAGCACCAGGAGCGGCUCCAGGAGAUGGAAGCGCGAUUGGCAGAAGUCGAGAAGGAGCGGGAUGCCUUGAAUCGUCAACUUAACGCAAAUAUUCCACAGGAAUUUUCACAGCUGACAAAGGAAUUGGCGGCAGCGCGAGAAAGCAUUUUGGAAAGAGAAGAAGAAAUUUCUGAAUUAAAAGCAGAACGAAACAACACACGCCUCUUACUGGAACAUUUAGAGUGUUUAGUAUCGCGUCAUGAACGGUCGCUCAGGAUGACAGUUGUGAAACGUCAAGCUGCUGCGCAAUCCGGCGUAUCGUCUGAGGUAGAAGUGCUCAAAGCUUUAAAAAGUCUUUUUGAGCAUCACAAGGCUUUGGACGAAAAGGUACGUGAGCGUUUGCGCGUGGCCCUUGAAAGAAAUACGAGUCUUGAAGAGGAACUAGGCCAUAUCAAAGAGGAAUUUCAGCAAUAUAAAGUAAGCGGGCAUCCAUCGAAAGCAUUAGACGAUAGACCGAAAGAGAAUGGACAGGCGGAUGAAGGUCAACAACAGAAUAAGAAUGAGACUGAGCAGGCAACAAGUCAGCAACAGCAGCAACAGCAAUAUCAGCAACAUCAAUUGCAGCAGCAACAGCAGUUGGUACAAAAAGGUACAGAGAAGUUCGCCGAAGUUGGCAGUAGACUGAGCAAUGGAAGUCUCGAUCCGAUCGAGCAGGAUUCAUCAGUACGAAUAAUAGAUUUGCAAGCUACUCUCGACAAACAGAGUUCAGAAUUAAGUACAUGGCAACGACGAGUGGCGGAGCUAAGCGGACGCGUCGCCGAGUUGGAGGAAACACUAUCUAAAACGCAGAAAGAUCUUCUGAAGGCACAGGAGGCGGGUCUCAAACUGCAGAGAGAUUUGCGAGAGAACGCAGCGCAAAAAGAGGACCAAGAGGAGCGAAUAGCAACUUUAGAAAAACGAUACCUCAAUGCUCAACGGGAGUCUACUAGUCUUCAUGACCUCAAUGAGAAAUUGGAGCAAGAAUUGCAGCAUAAGAAAGCUCAAUUAAAGCUUCAAGAGGAAAAAAUUGCGGCUAUACAAGAGAAACUCGAGCUUGCAGAACAGAAACUAGCUCAAUAUGCAAAAUUACCAGAAAUGGAAGAACAAUUGAAACAGAGGAUGGAGGCUCUGACGCAGGUGAGGAGGCCCAACCAGCAGGCUCAGGAGAGGCAUGGUAGUGCGGAAGAUAGAAUUCAAAGAUUGGAAGCACAAUUAGAAGAAAAAAAUGCAGAGGUGAUGCGCGUUAACCAACGGCUAAAGAUGAAUGAGGAGCAUAAUACACGUCUCAGUACAACCGUUGAUAAACUUUUAUCUGAAUCCAAUGAAAGAUUGCAAGUGCAUUUAAAAGAAAGAAUGCAUGCAUUGGAAGAAAAAAACGCGCUCACUCAGGAAUACGAAAAAACGAGGAAAGUGGCAGAGGAUUUGCAAAAUGAAAAGACUGACAUUGUUAAGGAGUUGAGUAAAGCGCGUCUUGAGAUUGACAACAUUAAAAGACAGAUGCUUCAGCAGGAAAUUGCUUUUAAUAUUCAACAAACGGAUGCUCUAACGAGAAGUUUAUCGCCAAACGCCGUAGAUCCAGGCUCCUUCUCGAGGAGCGCUAGUCAUAGCAGUUUUGAUACGCACUCGUUACCCAGAAGAAGUGGCAAACGAUCUAUCGAAGAUGAUUCGUCGAAGAAUUAUGUUGCACGGACUUUAGCGGAGCAGGAAUGGGAAAAAUUGCAGCAGGCUCAUGUGCUCGCUAAUGUUCAGCAAGCGUUUGACGUUUCAAGUGACGCGGAAGGUGAUGGGGAUAAUGAAAGUAUCUUCAGUUGCACAGCAGACGUAAUUAGUCCUACCGGGCACACUGAUGCCCAGACGUUAGCUUUGAUGUUGCAAGAACAAUUAGAUGCCAUUAACAAAGAAAUAAGAUUAAUUCAGGAAGAGAAGCAGAGUACGGAGGCACGUGCGGAAGAAUUAGAAUCUCGCGUCGGCAGCCUUGAACAUAUGAAUUUGUUAGCGAGAGGUAGAAGCCUCGAACGAGCAUCGCCACCACUAAGCGGGCGAUCUACACCAAAAUCACACCACAGUCCAAGCAGGGAUUAUUUGCACAAGUACCACACCGUUAGUAAUCACGCACCUGCAUCAAUGUCUCCGGCGCAUUUACAUCAAUACGCUGCUUCCUUAGCUAGUCCAGGCCAAUUAUCAGAAUCUCUUCCUGCUAGUCAGUUGCAGUUGUCAGGAGAAGAACUGCAUUCGGUUAGCGAAAGAGAUAGUACCGGUGUAGGAAGUGGUAGCGAAGCGGCGUCUCCCUUAACAGCCAGGUCUCUUCGGUUGGAACGAGUCGUUCAAGCAUUAGCUCACAGUCAGGAAGAACUCAGAAGACGUACCGGACAGAGCGGAUUUCCGAGUGGUUUCCCCACGCACAGCAGGCAUGGGCAGCAUAACAACGGCGCACUCAAUUCUGGAACUCCCCCUUCCCCAUUGUCCUCACGUCACAGCAGCCAGGACAGUCUGCACAAGAACAAUUUCUCCAGCGUUGGACUACCCAUCGGACAACUGUCGACGUCACAUCUGCACAUACAGUCAACCAUGAGUCCUGCCACAGCGGCCGCGGUCGCGGCUGCGCAGAAAAAGAAAGGCAUUAAGAGUAGUCUCGGCAGAUUUUUCAGCAAAAAAGAAAAGAUUAAAGGAAAAGAUACGCCAAUGCCGGGGGAUAUACCAGGCAUGGGAGGCGCAAGUACACCCGCCGAUCCAGAUUACGGUGACAGUGUGUGCGUAGCUGGUACUCUUGGAAGUAAAAGUGAUUUUGAUCGCAGAAAAAAGAAGAGCAUGUUGGACUCCUCACGGCACGAGCUUUUAGCGGAAGCGAUGAAAGCCGGAACACCUUUUGCUUUAUGGAACGGACCAACGGUAGUCGCCUGGUUGGAGCUUUGGGUGGGCAUGCCAACGUGGUAUGUUGCGGCUUGUCGAGCAAACGUCAAAAGCGGUGCUAUCAUGAGUGCUCUUAGCGAUACCGAGAUUCAGCGAGAAAUUGGUAUAAGCAACCCUUUACAUCGAUUGAAGCUGAGAUUAGCCAUUCAGGAGAUGGUGUCGCUUACAAGCCCGUCAGCGCCGAAAACUUCUCGCACAACAUUAGCAUUUGGUGAUAUGAAUCACGAGUGGAUAGGUAAUGUCUGGUUACCGAGCCUUGGGCUACCUCAAUACCGAUCCACUUUCAUGGAGUGCCUUGUUGAUGCUAGAAUGCUUGAUCAUCUUACGAAGAAAGAUCUUCGUGGUCAACUGAGAAUGGUUGACAGCUUCCACAGAACAAGUUUGCAGUAUGGCAUUUCCUGCUUAAAACGGUUAAAUUACGAUAGACAACAAUUAGAGGAGAGAAGACGAGUGGCAGAAGGUACCAAUAUAGAUGUACUCGUGUGGAGUAAUGAUCGUGUUAUAAGAUGGGUACAGUCGAUUGGUUUGAAGGAAUAUGGAAAUAAUCUCUUAGAAUCGGGUGUGCAUGGUGCGCUCAUAGCUCUAGAUGAAAGUUUUGAUGCGAAUAGUUUUGCAUUAACUUUACAAAUUCCCACACAAAAUACGCAGGCAAGACAAUUACUACAAAUGGAAUUUUCCAAUCUGUUAUCAAUGGCAACAGAAAGGCGUCUGGACGAUAGCAUGAAAUCCUGAUCCAUCUCGUCAAGUCGGCUGCCGCAUAUUCAACCACAUCAUGUCUAGUCGAAAACCCCAGCUAUUGCUACUAUCUACGCGCAAAGUGUGUUAUAAAAGUUGUAAGAGCUUUAAGUAUCACGCUAGGAGUAUCUUCAUAUUGUUAUGACAAAUGUGACAUUUGGUAAUAAUACAAGAUUUACCGAAGUGUGUUUUGACAUAAGCUGUUAAAAUAAGGUUUCACGAUUGUAUUCGAUACUUAAGGUCCAUCUUCAAUUGAUUUUUAUGCCGUGUGCGCGUAUAAAUUAACGCGCCACAUACGCAUUAUAUACUUUUUGACGAUGAGGAGGAAAGAAGAUAGUUAUUUCUCGAGCGAUUUUUUUAUAUAGAUAUCGAAAUGUAGCAGGCAGUCGUUGGAUUAUAUUACUAGAAAGACACGACGAUGUAUAAAUAGCACUGUCCUUAAAAGCACGAGAUAUCAAUUGCAGAUGAUUAACGACAAUAAUUCUCUCUGAGUUAGCUUCAUUUAUUUAUAAAGUCGAUAAGUCUCAGUAUUACGGUGUUAUCUAGUAGAGUGUAUUUGUCGUACGACUUGAUACGACAACAUGUACUUAUAAUGUUUAAUAAAUAUUUAAGGCAGGGUAAGUUAAUACUUUGUAUCGCACAAAGAAAAAUAAAACAGGAGUCUACGAUAUCGAUGCUUUUGAGGAAAUUGUUCAUAUAUAAGGUGUCCUGUAAUUGAUAACACGAUCGAAAAAGUAAAUUUACAUGAAAGAACAAGUUAAAAAUGUUGAGUGAAUUUUUCUCUGUGAAACUUUCUUUUAUCUUUGUUAAACAAAUAGAUGCAAAUGAUUGAAUAAAUUUUGCUAUCGAAUUUAUUUUAAAGUCUAUUCAAAUAUAAAUAAUACAAGUUUAUUGCAAGAUGAACUUAUUGAUGUACAGGAUAUUUCCUGUAACUCAAUCAUUAGAAUAUAUCUGUUUUUAAUCUAGUGAGAAAUAAGAAAUUGAAAUGAUAUAAAAACGAAAUUUGACCAUCAAAAGGGGAUUGAAAUCAAAUAUCGAUUCGAGAUUCAAACAGAUUCGAUUUAUAACAAUUUUUAACAUCGAAAGCAACUAAAUUUCGAACAUCAAAA
Messenger RNA from Solenopsis invicta (red fire ant), 10853 nucleotides. RefSeq names its product liprin-alpha-1. The coding region runs from base 5932 to 9741 and encodes 1269 amino acids. Gene Ontology annotation, cellular component: presynaptic active zone. The record is from RefSeq and is a predicted model, not a curated record. Gene Ontology annotation, molecular function: protein binding. Gene Ontology annotation, biological process: synapse organization. NCBI's taxonomy places the organism in Eukaryota, Metazoa, Arthropoda, Insecta, Hymenoptera, Formicidae. The transcript is spliced from 23 exons.